GACCAGAGCGCAGCGUUGGUUGGACUCCGCCCAACUAAGUCGAGUCCAGGCUGCCUCACUGAAGCUGGCCGGCUACUAGUCAGGGUGAUGAUGUCACAGCCAUGGUGGAGGAGGACCACUGCUCAGUGUAUAUUGGAGAGGAGCUCCGCUUGGAGUGCUGGUUGUGGGGGAGGGUGCUCCCGGAGCAGUGUAAGGUAGUGCCUGGUAGGGUACGCACUGAACUACGACUGAGGAAGGUGGAGCCUCUGAUCUGGCCAUAGUAUGAGAUGGUGAGAUUCUAUAGACACAGUCUAGCACGUUGUGAGUUCAUCGUCCAUCGUAAGUGUGAGACUAAAGUGACCGUCACUUGUUCCUCUCGUCUCCAUGUUGUCCUAUCACAUGACAAACAGGAGUCUACUCCGCCCCCACCCACCCACCACACAUGCACACAGGAGUCUACCCCGCCACUUCAGGUGGUGGUGUUGCGGAACCACUCCUCCCAGCACUCCACUAGUGACAACACUCACACUGAGUCAGGGUCAUCCAACACCAGCAACAACUCAAGCUCCACCUCCUCCUCACAAGUCUCGAGUCAUCAGCUGAUCAUAGAGAAGACGAAACUCACUCGUAAGAUACAAGAGUACAACAGGAAGACCACUCCCGUCCACCACAUCCACCUCAGAAGCUCACACAAUGAUCCCAGUCUGAUUGAGUACCAAGGGUUCGUGAGGGUUCACAUGUGUGUACAGCGACCCAUACACGUCUCCACGGCAAUCACUCGUACCUCUUGGUAUCGUCUCAUGAGGCCAGUCAAAGAGAGGACCACAAACUCAGUGGAUGGCAUGUCAGAUGGAUUUGAGACUGCAUUCUACCUGCCCACUGACACCAACAGACUGGUACACAUCAUCAACACAACCACCACCAAAGAGUUGGUGUCCAUUUUGCUCAAGAAGUUUUGCGUAACUGACAAUCCAAAGAAGUUCUCAUUGUACGAGGAAUAUGGCAGUGACUGCCGGCGAUUGUUUGAGGAGGACCACCCACUGGAGAUCAUGCUGGAUGGCAGCUGUGCUCAUCGUAACAGCAAGCUAGUGCUCCGUGACAACACAUACUCAACCAUCCAAUGGGAUGCAUUCGCUCUGCCUGAACUCACCAACUUCAUUCGGAUACUCCAUCAGGAAGAGGAGAUAUACAUAAAGAAGCUGACGGCAAGGUUUGCUGCCUGGAAGCAGUGCAUCUGUCACGCUCAGAAGGAGGCGUGUAUGGAGGACAUCACGAAACAGACAAGACAGAACAUAUAGCUAGCAGCUUAAACACUACCCCCCCAAUUAGCAGAAAAUUGCCCCCCACUAACUCUUCCCCCAGACCUAAGAGAAAGUUGCCCCCCACACCCACUAUAGCUACUAAAGUGGAGAGUGUAGUGUGACUUGAUUUGCUGUCCACUGUAUUUCUAUUUGCACUUUUCCUUUUCAAAUGACGUU
Molecule: messenger RNA, 1457 nt
Organism: Halichondria panicea
Lineage: Eukaryota; Metazoa; Porifera; Demospongiae; Suberitida; Halichondriidae
Product: ras association domain-containing protein 5-like
Exons: 10
Coding region: 267-1277 (336 amino acids)
Biological process (GO): signal transduction
Source: RefSeq, a predicted model, not a curated record